AUGCCACGUAUGUACUUCUCCGGUGAAGACAGCAAUGAUAUUACCUUCGAUGAACCAACCAUGGAUCGUCUUGUGGUGGAUCCCACAUUAUUUGCUAGAGUCCAGAAUGAUGAAGAACAAAAUGUUAGGGUAUUUUUGGAUACUCAUUUGCUAAAGAUUCGAAGUAUGGGAGAUUCAGUAGAGCAUACUCCAGAGAAAUUCGUGAGCAAGAACCAUGCAUCCGUAAGCGUAGGUAUGGCACUUGAUUUAUCGGCACUAGCUUAUAUUACUGAUGCAAUGGUUAAUGCUGAAUUCAGAGAGAUGAGCAGUGAAGAAUUUAAAAGUAGCUAUCUUGCACCUCUUGAAACUACUAUCCGAAAGCUGAAGUUGCGCAUAAGACCCUUAGCGGUCCAAUAUAAUUACCCAUUGGGAAAUCCCGGCCAAGUGGAGUAUCAUAUCCAAGAAUACUGUAAUACAAUAUCGUGGCCAAUUCAAGACCUUUACCGAGAUAUUUGUGGUCCACACCACAGAUUUGGAAUCGCCUCAUAUUUAAGACCACUUUUGAAUACAGAUAUAUUUAUAGAGCCCGAUAUUAUACAUUUCGCUGAAUACGGAUCAGAAAAUGGACAGUUUCCUGAAAUUUGUUUCGGGUUAGGUGAUUACAAAACAGAGAAUUACUAUUUAUCACAAGGAUUUGGUGAAUUAAAAGUAGCUAUAGAAGAUUUUAGGCGAAGGGAUCAGCAGACCGAAUACCUAUUUCAUGAUACACAUUGGAAUCGUGGUAUAUUAUUUGCUUUGGUCCUAAGUAAAUAUUUUUACGAUGCUUUUCUCUGUGGCACGAAUAGAGUUUUCAUCUCGAACCAUCAAUCAUUUUCAGGGUUUUUCAGAUAUGAUAUUGUCGAAGGCCAAAUGUCCGUAGAUUACUAUAUCAUUAAUGACCCAGAAACUGUUGCGAAUGGAAUUACUUUAAGGUCGGCAAUGGCAGGCUUUUUCUACCAAACAGAGGAUGAUGCAAUUGAGACUCAAAACAGGUCAAAAAAAUAUCUUACUAUAGCCCAUAAGGCCAAUAAGUUGGACCCGUUACUUAACGUGCGUCCUAAAUCUCUCAGAGAUUCUUCGAUGAGAUCAUUUGAUACACUAUCUGAAAAUGCUGAUAAAGAAAACGUCCAUGAAAUCCAGGACAAAAUCUAUGGCAACACAUAUUGUCGGGUAAUUUACGAUUCUGCAAAAUGUUAUCCUAGUUUGUCAGUGCAGCUCCCAUCCACAGUGUUUGUCAAAUUGUACUACUAUUCUAGUCGGUUAUGGAGACAGAAUGAUUUGGCAUGUUUUAGUAUUCCAGAUAGAAAAAGUUACUAUGAUAUGUUCUUCAAUGAACUUGUAAUUAAUGAAGAAAUUGCAAAAUCACAUUUUGCUUCGAAUUUUCCAAAGAUUUUCGCUUCAGGCUAUUGGAAUGGGCUUACUAGUCAUCCAAUGCAUAUAUUUGAAUAUUUAGGGAAAGAAAUACCAAAGGAAAAGUGGGACGAGAAAAGGGUUUAUGAGGUUAUUAGAUUAAGACUCAACGAACUCCAUCUGUUGAGAAUCUCGCAUAAUGACGUACGGAGGAGCAACAUUCAUGUUUCAGAAUCAGAUAAGGUAACCUUAGUAGACUUUGGAUUAUCGGAAUACCCGUGCAGUGAAGCAAGCAAACAGGGUGAUCUUGAGUCUCUUGAUAGCAUAUUUGGGGUGACAAAUAAGAGAGAAGUUGCAAGUCUAGUUGCAGUUAACGACAAAGCUGACAUUGAUCAUAAUGAUGAAGAUGAUGCAAAUACUUCCUCUGAGGUUGAGCUCGCUGAAAUGAGUUUCGAGUCGCACGAUACGAAAACUACAACUACAACGAAGUAG
Molecule: messenger RNA, 1860 nt
Organism: Debaryomyces hansenii CBS767
Lineage: Eukaryota; Fungi; Ascomycota; Pichiomycetes; Serinales; Debaryomycetaceae
Product: DEHA2B06292p
Exons: 1
Coding region: 1-1860 (619 amino acids)
Source: RefSeq, a predicted model, not a curated record